This is a messenger RNA of Diatraea saccharalis (sugarcane borer), 4224 nucleotides long. The record is from the annotation of a GenBank genome assembly. NCBI's taxonomy places the organism in Eukaryota, Metazoa, Arthropoda, Insecta, Lepidoptera, Crambidae.
GACUAUGUGUGUCGCCAUAUUUACGGCGGCCAUUUUCUUCUCUCUCAUUCUGCUUGUUUGGCCGACAUUCAGUGCCGCAAUAGACGCGUUGGUGAACACCCGUUUUGUGUCGAUUUAAUGUACUGCGAUAACUCUUCUACCUACUUCUGGGAUCUCUUAUGCACUCAUUUUAGGGUUAACUCCAUCUCCUUGGCAAUGAAAUAGCAUAAGAUAAACAAUGCAAUUAAUAUUAGAUACUGAAGCUUCCAUACAUAUACAAGAAAAAAUGACUACUGUAGAAGAAACAAUGAAAAAGAAUGAUAAUAAUACUGAUGAAACAUUAAAAAAUGUUAUUAGUAACGGUAACAAAGAGAAUAUGCAGUGCCAAGAAAAUAUAAUGAAAAUUUCAGAAGAAGAAAGAAAUGGUUUUCAAAAAAGAGACGAUAAUGAUGAAGAAGAUGUAUCACUGCCAAUAAUAGAAAAUAAGGAAUAUGAAAUUAAAAAAAAUGAUGAUCUACAACUACUAAAUGAUAAAGAUGAAAACUACACAAAAGUAAAUGAUAAUGGAAAUGUAGCAAGUAAAGAAAUAGACGAACGAGACGCCAGUGAAUCCGACAGUUGUAAUGAUACAAUUGAAAAGGAAAGAGAAUCUUUUGAUUCCGAUUUAAAAGAAAAGAGUUCCGUUUUGGUUAUAAAAAGUAAUAAUCUACAAGACAUAUCGUUAUCUAUAGCUAAAGGAGAAGAAAAAAGAAAAGAAACAAAUACGAGUGAAACAGAUACAGUUAAUGUUGAUGUAUUAGAAAAAAAUAAUGAUAAUCCUAUGGAUGUGUCGAAUGAAAUUGAAAAUAAUGAGCAAAUUAAUUUAAAAAGUACUGCUGAUUCUGCAGAGUCCUUAACUACUACAGCACUGACUGAAGAUUCAGAUUAUAUUCAUGACGAUGUGACUGGUAGUAAAAAUAGUUCCUUUGAGACCAACAUGGAUGUUGAUGAACAUAUAAACGCUUUUGAAAAUGUCGUUGACGUCCGAAUCGAAUGCAAUGCUGUGAAUGCAAUUCCUAAUCAGAGUGAGCCAUCAGCGACUCAAGAAGUCUUAUGUGAGAGUAUUAGUUCCACCGACAAAGAUAACACUUUAAAACAGACGUCGCUGCUUCACAAUAAUUCUACAGUUAUGAACUCAGAAAAUACAACAUUAGUAGACAACACAAUAGAUUCGGAUAACAUAACUUCAAUAGAAAAAGAAGUACUUUUAGAAAAUGUGACAUCAGUUGACAAAGCUAUUGAGGUAGACGAUUCAAUGGCAGUUGAUAAAGUAGAAGUUCUGCCUAAGACGCCAGUAAAUCAAUCCGAAGUUUUAGAAAUUACAAUGCCAGACGAGGAACCAGCUUCAACCAUGUCACUUGACAAAACAGCCUCAGACAUAGCGACAGAUAAUAAUUUGGAAUUUGAUCAAGGAGAACCGUCACAUGUAUCAUCGUCUAAUAAACAAGUUAAAGACAAUACACUAUCAGUUGAUGAAAAGCUGAACUUACAAAAUUCCAAAUCAGCUGAUGAAGUGACAGUCUUGGGUAAAACAACAACUAAUGAAGAAUUAAAUGAGGAAAUGUCAUCGGCUGACGUAGACAAAGACAUUGUUAUCGAAAAAGCCCCUUCAUUAAACAUAGAAUCAGAAGAAAAUAUAACGUUAAUGGAUAAAGAAGAAAUAUUGGAUGUAGAUUCGAAAAAAAACGUUUUUGUCGGUACAGAACCCAAAAAACCAAAAGAAAACCUGGCACCGAAGUCAAAAGUAGAAGUUCAAAAUAAGCCCUUUUCAAAAUUAUCAAACACGUUAGAUAUACUAUCUGAUGAUGAAGACGAUGCUCCUAAAAUAGAUGCGAAGGAAAGUGGACAGAAAUAUUCAAACUCAAUGGAAAAACAAUGUAUCAAUAUAGAAGAUGACGACGAUAUAAUGUUAAUAGAUGAAGACGUUAAAGAUAAUAAAAGUAUAUCAAAGUCAGCAACAACGGAAAACAAAUCAGAAGAAAAAGAAAAAGAAAUAUGUGACGAAAGUACGAUUGAUUUGAAAAAUGCCACAGAAAUUAUUAAAAGUUGCACACCAGCUGAUGAUGAAACAACUGAAACUGAUAACGACACUCUAACAUCUGAAAAGAAAACGCAAAAUACCAAUGUAACAACUGAAGAGGGAGAGAAACCAAAAGAAGAAACUUUUGAGAAACCGGUAAAAGAAAAACCACUGUUGCCUGUGAAUUUCUUGAAAGCUUACAAAAAGAACUUGACUGACAUGACUAGAGAAGACCUAGAAGAAUUUUGUGUUUUUAAAAUUGUGGAGAGUAUUGUAGACAGAAGCAACUUGAGUGACAUAAAAUCAAAAUUGAAAGAAAUGGCCCAAAAUAUCGAAGAGUAUAAAAAGAAAACCAUGAUGUUAACAAAGCAAAAUAGGGACCUUCAAGUAGUUUUAAAAUCUGUACAAGAAGAACAAAAGAAAAACGCUGAUAACCCUACAGUGAUAACACCAUUGAAAAUUACCAGGUCUGUCGGUAUGCAAGUUCUUAUGAUUGAAAAACCUGGAACAAGGAAAAAAGUAGCAAAUACGCCUAAUGUCAACAAUAAUACGAGCAAUAGAAAUGUUCGAACUGCCAAUCAAAGCCCUAAAACUCAAAAACCGUCAGGUGUUAGCCCAGCAAUACCUGUUCCUAGGCUAGUACUAGCAAAUAAUCCUAUUGCGAAAAUCCCUCCUGCUACGGCACAGGGUCCUCCCAAUAACAGCCAAGCAAAAACACCUAGUCCUGUUCCAAAUGGUAUGAGAAAUUCCUCACCUGUUCAAAAAGUUGCAGAAAAAAGACCAAUCAGUCGUUUAUCGUCUGUCACAGUAGACUUAACGGAUGACGAACCACCAGCCAAAAUGACCCCUCGUAAUUCUCCUGCCCCGCCGAUCAGAUUAGUAUCUCCCCAGAACCUUUUAGCACCCAGACAGGCUUUCGGACAAACACUGAAUAGUCCUAGAAAGGUAUACAUACCCAUCAGUGGCCCACAAAGUCAAAAUAUCAGACCUGGUCAAGCGAUAAUGCUGAAAACUGUGCCACAAGCAGGAUCAACGCCAAGACCGAGGGUGGCACCGCCUCAUUUGGCCAGAAUGCCUCAGAAUACAGUGCGCAUGCAGUCUAGAGGCCAGAAUAGACAUCCUGCGCCUUUACCUGAUGCUGUGAAGCAAUACCAACCGCCUAAUUGGAAGGCACUACCUCCAGCGCCAGAUCUUAAACUGUCCAAAGUAGAGAACGGCAUUGUAAUAUCAUGGAAAAUUGAUGGUUACCUAGAUGAUAGUUACGAAGAAAUAGCAAGUUAUCAACUAUACGCUUACCAAGAAACAUCUUCACCUCCAAGUACAGCUUUGUGGAAAAAAAUUGGCGACGUAAAAGCUUUACCCUUACCAAUGGCAUGCACAUUGACGCAUGUGAUGGCAGGUUUUAAAUAUUAUUUCGCUGUAAGAGCUGUUGAUAUCAGAUCUCGUCUUGGGCCUUUCAGUUUACCUGGAAGUAUUUUGCUCCUGAAUAAAUUGUAAGACUGAUUACCAUAAAAUAUAUUGAGUGUUCGUCGACUACAAUAUCAUACAUUGUGGCAGUGAAUGAGUGACACUGAUGUGAUAGAGUUAUCUGUUUAGUUAUUUAUUUAUCUUGUGUACAGUUGAGUUUUAAACGGUAAUAUCUCAAUAAUUUAAGUUUAUUUGUAGUUAAUAUUGUAAAUUAUGGAGAAAAGUGGUACCUUCUACAUGAAGAUCAGUUCUAAACACUGUUGAAAUUAAGAAUUGCAUAUUGUAUGACAAUAUAGUCUAAUAUUGAAGGUAGAUAGACAAAUACAUGCGGCCGAAAUGGAGUCAUUCUAUUAUGAUUCAGUAAAAUUAUUAAGUGUUUAGCAUUUUUACUUGGAAAUUCUGUAUUUUAAAUUAUUGAAUUUAGCUUUGUGAGUACAGUCAAUAGCACAUUUGUGGAGAAGUCUGUAUUUCUCUACUACAUUUUAUUUUGAUAUAACUUUAGCUGUUUACUGUACAGAACUUGCAGAAUAGUUUAAUUCCUGGAAAACUAAUAUAAAAUCUGAAAACAGUCUGGUGUUUUUUUUUUUGAGGCUAAAUUAUUAUACCUAAGUCCUAUGUAAAAAUAAAAAAAAAUAAGCUUAACUACAACCUACUUUACAUGAUUUUAUUACAGUUGUUGGAUUAAUUUUACACGUUUGGUUAUAGUGAGACGUACUAUC